UAACCACAGGCUUGUUUUGCUUCUUCGACUUCGACGGAGCGUGCUACGAGUGCGACGGCGAUGGUGGCGGCGGAGGCGGCGCUGCUGCGCGAGAAGGCGAGCUUGCUGCGCAACUCGAUGUGCAGGAGCGAGGCUGUGCGCGACGGCUCGGCCGCCGCGGUCGCCUCCAUCGGCCGCCGCAUGGCCGCCGUCGACGAGGCCGUGCGCCCCGCCCAGGCGAGGACGUGGAGCGCGCACAGGGCCCACGACAACGUCGCCAGGAGCCUCCGCGCCGUGGAGGCCGUCGUGCGGCACCUCGACGGCGUGCGCGAGGCAGAGGCGGUGAUACUGGAAAGUCCGAGCAAGAGUGUUACUGCAUAUCUCGAGGCGGUUGAUAAGUUAAAAAGCGCCGAGGAUUUCUUCACUUCCAAAAGAAUCGGUAAAGCCGGUGACGACGCGCUCAAACGUGUUGAUGAAUUGCUUCACAAGGCAGCAGCCGAGUUGGAGAAUGAAUUCAGUAGGGUGCUAUCAGAAUGCAGCAAACCGGUAGAGCUUGAGCAUCUUCUCAGCUGUCUUCCAAGCCGUUCAUCAGCGAAAGAUUCUGCUGAAAGCCAGCCAAAUCCGGGUGCGGUGCGCUCUCUUCCUACGCUCGUUGAUCCGCGCUACGUGCCUCGACUCUCAAAGUUAGCUCAGAAAUCAGUCGAACUUGGUUGCCAUCAACAGUUUGUGAAAAUAUACAGAGAUAUUCGGAGUUCAACUUUGGAACUGACCCUUAAGCAAUUGGGAGUUGAAUAUGUUCAGGCAGAAGAAGUACAGGCUGCGCAGGCUGAGAGCCUGAAUGCUAAAAUUGCUCAUUGGAUCCAAUGUUUGCAGAUUGCGGUAAAGUUGCUUUUUCCUAGUGAACGUGCACUGUGUGAUCAAAUUUUUCAAGGGAAGCAUGCAUGGAAAGACCAUUGCUUUGCUGCAGCAACAUCCAAAACCCUCUUGAAUCUACUCAGUUUUGGACAAGCUAUUACUGAAUCCAAGACAUCACCAGACAAAGUAUUUUUGCUGCUAGAUAUGUUUGACGCAACAUUGAAACUUCAAUCUGAGGUUGAAACAAUCUUUGUGGGAGAUGAAUGUGCUGAAAACCGGAAGUCUGCAAUUACUUUAGUCAAAUGUUUAGCACAAGCAGCAAAGAAGACUCUCAUUGACUUCAAAGACAGCAUUGUGAAGGAGUCGCCUAAGAAUACGACAGCUGAUGGAGAUGUGCAUCCUCUUACCAGCUAUGUUGGAAACUAUAUCAAGUUCCUUUUUGACUAUCAUUCAUCGCUACAGCUGAUCUUUCAAGAAUCCAGCAAUGGAGACGGAACAAAGUCUGGUCUGGUCUCUGAAAUCACUGGCCUUAUACAUGCUGUAGAGACCAACCUAGAUGUAAAAGCAAAGCUAUACAAGGAUCAUGCCCUUGGAAUUCUGUUCUUAAUGAAUAACAUUAACUAUAUCGUCAGAUCUAUCCGCAGUUCAGAAGUCAAGGAUUUAGUUGGUGAUGAUUGGGUUCAAAGACGUCGAAGGACUGUGCAGCAACAUGCUACUCAGUACAAAAGAGCUGCUUGGGGAAAGGUAUUGGAGUGUCUCUCAGCUCAAGGUUUAACUUCAUCAGUAGGUUCAGCCAUAGAAGGUAUUGCAGGAAGUGUUGGAAGUAUUGGAUCUCACAGCGGUACAACUUCCACAUCUGUGAUCAAGGCGAGAUUCAAGUCUUUCAACAAGCAAUUUGAAGAGGUUUGUCAGACUCAGAUGAACUGGGCUAUUCCCGACAAGGAGUUACGUGAUAACCUUAUCCUUGCAGUUGCUGAAAUUCUGUUACCUGCUUAUAGAUCUUUUCUGAAACGCUUUGGGCCUCUUGUUGAGAACAGCCAUCAUGCUUCGAAAUAUAUGAAGUACACUCCAGAAGCACUUGAGCAAGCACUUGGUAAUCUAUUUGCAAAGAAGUUACCACAAUAGGUGAACUGGGACACUGAUUGCACCAUGCAUUAUAUUUAACAGAAUCUUCAUUCAAAUAGGAACUAGGGGGAUGUUGUCUGUGGACUCGGUCGAUCAGGAAGUCAUUUUCUGUGCUGUUGAGUUGAGCAGGUCAUCAACCUAUCGAAGCCAACCAAAUCUCAAUCCAGCGUUAUCGCAAGGCUUGCUGUGCUCCAGCAAUCGUGUUACGGGAAGCGUCACAUAUAAAUCUGCAUUCAAUUCUGGAUCUAGACGUUGACAGCAGAGCUAUCAAAAUCAGUGUGUGGGUCUAGCUACGCACGAUGUUUUUGGUUAUACUCAGAAAGUAGAUAUAUCAGAUAGGGAUUUGCUGGAAAAAGGGUGAUAGAUAUCUCACUGGUCGUUUCGUGGUAACAUCGCCGCAGCUAAUCAUGGACUAGGUCUCAGAGCUAUCAUGGUGUCAUGGGUGGAAUCUAAACAAAGUUUUGCUUUUUCUGUUUUCUUGCCAUGGUAGAACCUGUUUUUAUUCUUUGGGAGAAUAUUGUCUCCUCCUGUUAAAUAAACUCGGUGUCGGUUGCUAGUCUCGGUAUAAACCGGGUGGCGAACAGGCGUAAUCUUCCUGCCUACAGCUUCACACCAUGCUUAAUCUUACUAUCAGAAGUUAAUAGCA
Molecule: messenger RNA, 2605 nt
Organism: Hordeum vulgare subsp. vulgare (domesticated barley)
Lineage: Eukaryota; Viridiplantae; Streptophyta; Magnoliopsida; Poales; Poaceae
Product: exocyst complex component EXO70A1-like
Exons: 13
Coding region: 61-1959 (632 amino acids)
Biological process (GO): exocytosis
Cellular component (GO): exocyst
Molecular function (GO): phosphatidylinositol-4,5-bisphosphate binding
Source: RefSeq, a predicted model, not a curated record